Messenger RNA from Macrosiphum euphorbiae (potato aphid), 225 nucleotides. The record is from the annotation of a GenBank genome assembly. NCBI's taxonomy places the organism in Eukaryota, Metazoa, Arthropoda, Insecta, Hemiptera, Aphididae.
AUGAAUCGGAAGAUAUCGAAUGAAAGAACGUUGGUGGCCGGAGCGGUCUGCUGGUCUCCGACGGUGGCUUAUAUGUUUGUAUCGUUGGCAAAAGGCGCACAAGACGUAUAUCGAAUGAAAACAAUAACUCGAGUGUGUAAGACACCAAAACGAUCGACCCAAUUGGCUCGUAGUCUUCCCGCCUUAAAAGUUCAAUCUGAUGGGAAAAUGUCCAAAACUCGAUAA